Molecule: messenger RNA, 4690 nt
Organism: Amoebophrya sp. A25
Lineage: Eukaryota; Dinophyceae; Syndiniales; Amoebophryaceae
Source: the annotation of a GenBank genome assembly
AUGAUAAGAGAUUUUGGCUUCAUAGUUUAUCUUCUACUGCAAGAGGUCAUUAUACCGAGAAGUCCGAGUACAACAAACAAGAAGGACCACCUCCCACGAUUAUCGGACAUGGGCCUUGAUACAACAGCACCAGGGGAUCAUCUUCAACAUGAUGUGGAUGGAACCACGUUCCGAGAAGAGGCACGAGUCGAAGGACGCACAGUAGAGCCACAACGUUCUAGUCCUACUCCACAGCGUUCUAGUCAUAUACAAAGGAGGACUACGAGGACCCAACAGCAACAGCACCAUUUUGUCGUUGUGCCUGGAGCGGCAGGUCGACAAGAACAUCAACGAGGACCGAACCGCUUGGAGCAUCAUAGAGGAUCUCAUGUUCCUGCGCAACCACAGGCACUAAUUGGACAACUACAUCACGAUGAUCCUCGUACAACAUCAGCAGCUCUUCAACUACAGGCAAUCACAAGCGGUGGACCUACUUUUCCUGACAUUCCCAUUCCCGGACAUUCACCCUAUAGAUUCGCGGGUGGAGUGUUUUAUGCGGCUGCGCCGCCAUCUCCCGUUGCUGCUGGGGUUGAAAACUGUCGGACAAGGGAUACAGUUAAGAUUCAAAAUCGUCAUCUGCUCAGAUCUGUAACUUUGAAAUUAUCAUAAUCAUGCAUUCUGAUUCUCCUUGUUCAAUACGACUACAACGAAUUUUUAAUGGAGUGCAACAGCCGAAACUACGAUUCUGAUACUGAUUUUUCACUUACACUUACUGUCUCUUUUCAGAAGAGCCCUUUCUAAGAAAAAAUCUGCCCUUGAGGACACUGACGAAGCAAGUGCACAGGCAGACCACUUGGAGGCAAUACAGGACAGCGUGUGGAGCAGUAGUAAAGGGAGCAAUACUAGCACGACUUCUUCUGUGGAUAUCAGAAAAAGUGUAGCUGCUGGCCCAGGUGUCCUCCUAGCAUUAAACGAAAAAGGAAAAGCUAAGCGAAUGGAUAAUAUUGCACUAGCACCAGAGGCAGAAGUGGCAGUCGGUCCUAGUACAAAAGAUAGAGAUAGUUCUUGUACUUUAUCCGCAAAAACUUCGACCGGAUCGUCGAGUACUAGUACGAGUGUGCAACUGCAGGUCUCAACCGAUGUUGUGAUGCAGAGCAGCAAUGUGUCCUCAGAGGAAGUAGUUGCAUCAAAUGCCUGGACGUCGAGAAGUGUCUUUCUUUCUAGGGAUAAGCAGAGUGGUCAUCAUAAGGUCGAAGUCAAUACUGAUGCAGUUACUGCGCAGAUGCUCAAGCUGCAGCCUCAUGCUUUCGUUCCGUCGUCUUCAUCUGCGGCGCCGUCUGCAAGUAGUAACAACUUCGAUUUUGUUGAUACUUCUACCGAGUCCUGUUCAGCGUCUUGCUCAUCUUCUCUAGGUGUGCCCUCCGCCUCUUCUGAUAGUAGAUGGACCAAAGAUCAUCAUGCUGGAGCUCUGAAGCUUGAAGAGCCUACGGUCUUCAUCGACAAGGACAGCCUUGCUUUGCUGUUGCGUCAUGUCGCGGCUGGGGUCACUGUAAAUGCGAAUGCGCAUGAAGCUUUUAAGGUUUUUAGAUGAACAUUCCGAUUCAAUCUAAUAUGCGUGGUUCUUGUUUGCGGGAAAUGUAAAAGACUGCCUGUAGAGCUGAAUUGUAAUGGUCGUUGAAAAACUUAAUGCUUUGAUUACCUAGGCAUAGGCAUAAUCAAUGCGAACCUAGGGCCAUCUCCAUCGCUAAUGCUCAUAGGCAACAUAAGCCUGCAGCUGCGUACUCACAAUCGUCGUGUUCUAGCUCAACGUCUGCAGCUAGAAGUGGUAGAAGUAACGCCAAGCUGGAAGAAGGCGUCGAGGGGACGGGAGGUUCGUCUUCUCCAUUAUCAAAGAGGAGUAGCGUCGCAAAUCCAACCAAUUCGUCGAGCAAUGGGUGCCAAUCGCAGCAAGAGUACGCUGAGGCCAUGCGGCGACUGCAUCAACAUCAUCCGAGUGCUCAUAGUCCCUAUAGGAAUCAUCCACAUUUUCUGCCGAAGGAGCGCACUCCGUGUCCACCGCCGGGAAUGGACAUUCACCUUAACGUCCCACAUGGUCAAGGUCAACGACGAGAGGAGCGCCAACUGGCUGCACAGGACAAGAAUGUCGUCCCAGCAGCGGCGGCAAGCAGGCGCGUUCGGGCUGGUAUCAACUCAGCAGCGAUCUCAACCACAUCUAAUGGUAGAUCUACUUCUGCCGGAUCCAUUUGUUCAAGUAGUCCACCUCAUCAAAAACCACAUCUUGACUUGAUGACGUUGCUAACACCUAAAAGCACAUCAAGAGGAGGGACAUCAUCAACGUCAGGAACCACAUCAUCAACCUCAGGAGCAGGGAUAUACGAUCGAGUGCUUGCUGGAGUCACGACCGCACAGCCACCUAGCUCCUCGACACUAUGCAGCUCCUCCGGGGGAGCAAAUAUGAAGACCCCUAUUAUUAAUAUUCCAACGUCUUCCUCUUCAACACCUCCUAUGAGAUCAGCCUUCGACUUUCAAAAUUGUAGAGCUCCUAAGAUGAAUUAUGGAUCAGGUUCUUCACAUGUUGCACUAGCCGCUAUUAUUGAGGUUGACGAGGAUGCGUCGCAGGCGACAUUGAGCGCUGGACCGUCUCCUGACAAACAGCAUUGUCUGUUCAAUGAAGGUCAGCAUCCUUAUUAUCCACGACCAUCUAGUUCUAGUCCUAGUAGUCCGGACGCCGAUCCAGCAACAAAAAGCGCAGAUCACGAUCAUCCGCUACAUCUUUUACGGCUGAAGCUAGAAGAAAAAGAAGUGUCGUCCUGCUCUAGUUGCAGCUACGUGACCUCGUGUGCAGAAGGUGGCAACAAUCCGUCACGCAGCGCAGUGGCGUCUUUGUCCUUCUCCGGGAAGCUCAACACUGCAUUCGCAAUAGGAACGUCACUUCCUCCAGGAGCAACAGCUACCCCGCCAAGCACACGCAGUGUACCUACAGCGCCUGUUCCUGCUGCUCUUAAAGAUCGUAUGGCGGUCGUGGCUCAUCCACAUCCAGUUAGAGUACCGCCAACAUCUAAGCCAGCCCCAUCUAGGCCAAUAGUACCCAUGCUGAAGCCCAGUGAAUCAGGCGCGCCGCCGCCUCGCUGUGCUCCACCUCCGCCAACUAGUGGCACGACUUCUGUUUUCGUGCGUCCUCCACCCGACCUUGAAGAUAUCGACGAAGAAGAUGGUCGUAGAACAAGGAGUGCUGGUAAAAAUAUGUCCUCCUCUACAUUACGAUUGCUAACAAAUGGGACGCCUCCAGCUGGAAGUCCAGUCGUAGACACCACCGCUACGAAGGCAGACAGAGCUGCCCUUCCUGUUCCGACUGGGCUUGUUGAUGAGUCGGAAACUCCUAGUACAACUGCGGGUGCUAGUACAGCAAGAACAUCUUGUUCUAAUAGAGUCCUUGAAGAUCCUUGUGCAGGAGAUGGAGGUGAGGGUGUUUUUCAGACCUCGACUUCCUCAUCUUCUACUCCGCCAAAUGACUUAGUGCUACAGGACUACAACACCUCAACGGAGUACACACAUCACCACUACAACUACGGCGCUGCGGCAGGCCCAUAUCUCUGCCUUCAUGGAGGGAGCGGAGCAGGUGCUGGAGGUGGGUACUACAAUUAUGCUAGUAGCAGAGCGAACUCCUAUUAUAGCUAUGGAUACGGUGGCCCUGGCUCUGGUACUAGUGCAGAAAGAACAGAUCACAAUCAUCACCAUUCCCUCGUUAGGAGCGACAAGCAACGGGGGUGGGCCAGAAAUUCGCUGGGAGGGCAUACCCCUGCUCAUUCGAUGAUGAAUUACAACUACAACUGUUUUACUAGUGGAGCCGGACGAGGUAGUAGCGCAACUACUGCGCACCAACAAGAGUACGUCGCAGUAGAUGCAGAUCACCAUUAUCAUUAUGCGGGUCAGCCGUACCAUUCAUCGUGGCCUAAUUACUACGGCGGCGGCGGCCACGAGGAUGCACACGGGGAAAGUCCACGUAGUUCUUUGCCCUACUACAACCAUCAAGUCUAUAUGUUAAGGCUCAACUUUCAAUGGUCACCAUUGAGAUUGGGGUCACUGAGAUCGAAGAAGCGACCCCUACUUUAGAGAAGAAUAGGGGAAAAUGAAGGGAAAGGGGAGAGCCUUGAAGGGGGUCUCUUCCGUUCAGAGUCAUGAUAUCCAGUGAGGUUUUCUCCGGACCAGCACCCGGACAUUUUCUAAUCCCCACACUCGGCACGACACGACAAGUCUCGGCAGGGAGUGACCGGUCCUCACCUCACGUGUUUCCUCCCAGCCAGGAUUCUGGCGAUGCCUCCACGUACAGUACCGUGUUUCCUCCCAGCCAGGAUGCUGCAUCUUGUUCUCGCACUUCUUACAUUAUGGAGGCAAGCUUGGGCGUUAGCGUAUGCGCUAAUCUUCUGUUAACACUUCUACGACUACGUUGAAGUACAAGCAGAUUUCGAAUCUUCUCAAGGUCGUUAAGACAACACGAGCACCACCGCCACGCUUCUUCUUCUAAGCAAAUAACUUAUAAACUUUGAUGAUGAAGAAUUUCAAUGCCUCGUCUAACAAGAACAACCACCAUUCAGCCCCAUCGGCACUGGUUUAUGGCUUUUAUAAGAAGAUGAUGGGCUUCUCGCCUUCGUUGUCUCGUCAAACGACGCAAUCGCCAAUAGUCGGAACGUCUGAGGUUGCUAGAGGGUAA